UUCUCACAGUUUGAAAAACAUCCAUGGAAAGAGUCUGUAAAACAUUUGCUUUACUAUACUCUUCGCGGUAACAGUACUCUACUACGACGUACUAACGUGUUACAACUAAAUAUUUCCCUUAUAUCAGCGAAAGUUGAAAGGAUGAAUUUUUUGGAAAUUAUUUGCUCAAAUGUUAUUGUACUCAUUCAUCACUGUAUUGAUAAAGUGGAGGGCAGAACCCUAUUUACACAUGACGAGACUUACUACGAGUAUGUGCCAGAUCGGCAACAAUGGCAUGCUGCUCACAGACUCUGCCAUCAGCGUUCAGGGACCCUAGCGGCGGCAUCCAGUGCUGAAGAGAUCCGAAACCUCACAAGUUUUCUAUGGUCUCUCAACAUCACCCAGCCUGUAUGGAUUGAAAGAGCAGACAUUUCCAAAAUAAGCAGCCCUCCAGACAUGUACAUGUUGGAGUUUCCGGUGCGUCCUCACCGAAAAUCGGCUCGCCUGCGCCACAAGUUCCCUAACAUGGAGGCGCUGACUGUUUGCACUUACCUCCAGUUUGAACCUACUUGCCAUGGACUUUCCACUGUUUUCUCAUAUUCCAUAAUGUCGUUCAUUAAUGAGUUCCAACUCCAAGCACAAAUUGUGGAGAACAAACCCAUCCAGCUUGCACUGCUGGUGCAUGGUUCGAAAACUACCUACGUAUCAGCCUUUGCCAACGAUGCUUUCUGGCACUUUUUAUGUGUGAGCUGGGACGGGAAUACUGGCAAAUGGACCAUCUGGGCGGAUGGAACAAAUGUGGGUUCUGAGAGUUCCCUCAACUCAUCAAGCCAUAUCGAGGGCAAUGGCCUAUUCAUCAUUGGACAAGAGCAAGACACGUUUGGAGGCUACAAAAAUGAUAAGGCGCUCUGCGGGAACAUUACGCAGCUGUACAUGUGGGAUCGUGUUUUGGCCGACAGUGAAAUUCGAAGCAUGGAAAAAAUUUGUUCACCCAUUCCUUCUGGCCUGUUCUUCAAAUGGAGUGAGUCUGUACUGGAAAUAGAGACCUCUCUACAGACACGUAGGGGGAACUCGCCAUGUCAAGGUAUCAAAAGUCAACCACCAGACCAACUUAUCAUCCCUUGGUUGGGUCCAAGUUUGCCUCAAAAGUUUUCUUCUGAAGAUGACUUAAUUUCUAACAAUGAGGCCUGUGUUGCCUUUCACACUGCAAGUGGGAAAUGGAAUUAUGACAUUUGUACGAUACGUAGGGGAAGUGUUUGCCUGUUCCACAAAGAGAACUCAUUUGGUUUUCCUGGGACCCUGUUCUUCACACAAGUCAGCAAUGAGUUCAAUUCCAAACCUGACACUGUGAAUAAAAAUGUAACUUUAUUCCCAGCAAAUGAACUUAAUCGCAGUAGCGCUCUCUUGAGUACCAUUUUGAGAGUUAUGGACAGCAAUGUCAAUAUAAUCACACAUUCUGAUCUUAUGUACCUCAUUGAAACCAUCAAGAAGGCAUCAGCCACUCAACACAAUGAAAUAGCUGUUCCUUCUGAGGUCUUCAUGUCCAUUAUCAGCAAUUGCUUGGAAUUAGCCUGCAGACUCAUUGACCCUGAUAUGGCCCAACAGUGGAAGGAUUUGAAAGCACAUGGGAAUUACCACGGACCAUUGACAGUUGUAGAGAGCAUUGACAAGCUGCUGUGGACACUGGCGGAUUCACUCUGGCCCGAACGCAAAAGCUACACAAUGUCAACAAAGUACAUUGGUGUUCAUCUGGAGCCACGGAAGUUGUCACAGAUGAGCUGCAGUUGUAUGUACAAGCCCUCAGUCCAUGGCAGCCAGUUCAACAGCCAUGAUGAGAUCCUUGUCCCAGAGACUGAAGUGCAAAGAAUCUUCUCUCUUGGCCAUGAGGAAGUGAUGUUUAUUCAUACCUACUACAGCCAUCUAUUAGAGAUGUUGUCCAGACUGGAGGUGAACACCCCUGCUGAUCAAAAGGCAGACAGCAAGAGUCGUCACACUGGUCAGCUAGCCACGGCGGUUAUAUCAGCUACAGUGCGAGAUGUUUCCAGGGCAGAGAAUGUUCCUGUCUCUGUCCAGUACACCUUGUCCACUGGGAUUAUGAAUGAGGACUCCAAACGAGUCACACCUGUUUGUGUGUUUUGGAAUGUUAGUUACAUGGCUGGUCACACAAGUGAUUGGUCAAAUAAAGGAUGCAGAGUGUUGCCUUCUGCUCCUGAUGUCACUUCCUGCCUCUGCAACCACACCACAAACUUUGCUGUCCUUAUGAAUUAUAUGGAGCCCAGGUGGAGCACCGAACAGGAGAACAUUUUGACGAAGCUGACAUUUAUCGGAUCCGGAGCCUCUCUCUGUGCAUUGGUGGUGACCUUGAUGCUGUUUACCGUGUUGGACAUCCCGAAAUCAGAACGGACAUCAGUUCAUAAGAAUCUUUUUGUAUCUUUGACCUUCGCCCAAAUUGCCCUUCUUUGCAGCGGUUCUGCCAUUCAUAACAAGGUGGCCUGCAUGCUUGUGGCAGCUCUGAUGCAUUUGUUCUUCAUGGCAGCAUUCAGCUGGAUGCUGGUCGAGGGCCUGCUGCUCUGGAGCAAAGUAGUGAGCGUUAAUUUGAGCGAGGACCGCCACAUGAAAUACUACUACCUGAUUGGCUGGGGUCUGCCUGUGCUCAUAGUCACCAUCACACUGGCCUCUGCUUCUGGGAAAUAUUCCGCAGACGGCCACUGUUGGCUCAGCGUUCAGAACGGUGUAAUAUGGGGCUUUGCCGGCCCGGUCAUCUUCAUCAUUAUGGUGAAUAUCAUGAUUCUGACCCGUGUGGUGGUCAUCACUAUCACCACGGCCAAGAGAAGAUCUUUGAUGAUGACCCUGAACAGCAGCCCAGAAGAGCAAGUCUCUGAGCAGAUAAGGGUGGCAGUGAAAGCUGUGCUGGUUUUGUUACCGAUUCUGGGCCUGACCUGGCUGUGUGGAGUUCUGGUGCCUUUCUCCGUGGCUAUAGCUUACAUCUUCUGCUUCCUCAACUCAUUGCAGGGUCUCUUCAUCUUCCUGAUAUAUGGCGUGUACAACACUGAGGUUCGAAACACAGUCAACAGAAUCAAAGAAAGAAGAAAAGCCUUAAAUUUCUCAAAUUGCGCCAGUUCCAGACCGUCCAGUUCAGUGGGCAGUUCUCGGCCGGGCAGCUCUCCUGUACCAGGGGCUCUGGAUGGACACAUAGUCAACACCAGCCAAUCCAGCAGCUCUUCGACCCACAGCGACAGCGGCAUUCAGAGUUGCAGCAAAACGAGGUAUCUGUCGCUCCUCUGUGUGCAUGACAACCUGAAUGAAGACUCCCAAAGUCCUGACACUAGUGUCCACCUAACUGAACAGGUGCAUUUAACGAAACCUAAAGGCAGCGUGCCAAAUGAAUGCAAUCUGAACGUGCCCAUGGAAGCCGAGCUGAUAUCUCACCAUUCACUCCAUUCACCUCCACAGCAAAAUGUUGACAUGUAUCUUCAUUGAAACUGUUCUUCUCGUCUCGUGUUUGCCAAAGUGAAGUUUGUUUGUCUGUAUAUUGACCUCAGUGUAAACAAUUUCUUAUAUGUUUCAAUAUAUUGUUUGUGUACAUUUGUAAUUUAUCUCUGAGACCAGAUUCCAUCACAUGUAGAAUGUUUUGAAAAACUACGAUCUUAUACUGUUCUUUUUUCUGAAUGUCUAACCUUAGAUGCUCCUUUUUUUUAAGUUUAAGCGUGAAUAAUUUAAAGAAUUAAAGGGUAACACUUCAGAAUAAAUUUGUAUUCGUUAACAUUAACUAAAUAUGAACAGUACUUUAACAGCAUUUAUUAAUCUUGGUUAAUAUUAAUUUGAACAUACUAAUAUGUUUUGUGGCAUAAUGUUGAUUACCACAAAGAAUAAAUUCGACCCAUCCCUUACAGUGAGGCACUUAUAAUGGAAGUGAAUGGGGCUACAUUUUGGAGGGUUUAAAUGCAGAAAUGUGAAGCUUAUAAUUUUAUAAAAGCACUUACAUUAAUUCUUCUGUUAAAACUCAUGUAUUAUUUGAGCUUGUUUAAAUUGUCAUUUUUACAGUCAUUUUAGGGUUUAUGCUGUAAUGCCAUCAUGGCAAUGAUGUAACUUUACACAGAAAAGGUUACUAAGUGAUUUUAUCACACUAAAAUCAUGUUAACAUGCAUAUUGUUUACAUCUUGUGGCUAUACAUUUUAAACAGUGAGUAUUUUAACGUUUACAGAUUGGCACCAUUCACUUCCAUUGUAAAUGCCUCACUGUAACCUCAAUUGGGGCUUUUUAAAAGUCCAAAUUAAUUGAAUUGGUAACUAACAUUAUAACCACAAAUGCUGUCGAUUUAGUUAACUUGUAUUGAACCCAGAAUAUUCCUUUAAAAGUAUUUUCUAACCUAGAUAAAAUCAGCCGAAAGCCGUUUUAAAGGCGUAGUAAAUAAUUUGAUGUAAUAAUGACAUUUUAAAAGGCUACGAAGACAAACAUUUUUCUUUGGAAUAACGUGCACUGACAUGUAUCUUCAUUGAAAAAAAAUGUUCGUCUUGUGUUGGUCAAAUGAAGAGGAACUAACAAUAAACAAUACUUUAACAGCACUUAUUAACCUUGGUUAAUGUUAAAGCUAAAACGUAAACCAUUUUUUUAUUAUUAAAAGUUGUAUACAUUAACAUUAGUUAAUGCAUUAUGAAUUAACAUGAACUAACAAUGAACAGUUGUGUUUUUAUAAAUUAACAUUAACCAAGUUUAAUAAAUGCUGUUCAAAAUAUUGCACAUUGUUAGGUCAUGAUACAGUUCUUAAUGCAUUUAAUAAUAUUAAUAAAUAGAUCCUUACUCUAAAGUGUUACCAAUUAAAGCAUGCUUUAGACUGUAAUAGUCUGAUUGUUCUAAAUUCUGUUUAGUCUUUCUUUAUAAUUCACUAUCAAAUAAAGUUUGGACACACAGGCUUAUGUGACUUAUGUGAAAUGAUUGAUAUUUAUAUAAAUUGUGCCUAUGUAUGUAUUUCUUUACAAUAUGAAAAUGUUAAAUGAAAAAGUUUUUUUUUUUAUUAUUAUUAUUUUUUAUUUUUUUUGGACUACACUGGUAUUGUAUAUCUGAUCGAGGGUGUAGCAGCAUCAGGUAUGUGUUUUUAAAAUGUACCUGGCAUAAUCUUUCCAUGUUAAUAUUAGUGUGAUCUUGUUACAUGUUAGAUGCCUGCUGUUUACUGAUUUACUGUUUAUGGAUUAUUCUAGAUCAUUGCAAGAGAUGAAAAUGACAAGAAGCCUGUCGGCUUAAUAGUCAUUUAUUAAAAUAUGAUGGAAAGAUUCCAAGAGCUUGUAUGGAAACUUUUUAUGGCAAGAGGUGACAUCAGAAAUUGCGGGUCUGACUGUGGCUUUCAGCGCACAAAAUAAGAGAAUCCGAAUCCAAACGUUCAGGCAGGUAAGCAGAAAUCCAAGGGAGCUGCAGAACUUUAGUGGUGGGGAAUGAGAGAGCACUGGAUUCAUAAAGAUUGUCAGUCUGAUCACAUACAAUACAGUAGAGAAUCACAAAACGAAGCAAAGACAGAGGAAAAAUACAAAUCAGUCGCCUUAGAAUAGAUAAAGAAGUUUGUGGCCUUAUGUACAAAUGGGCCGGUGGAAGAGUCCUUCAUUUAGAUGCCAUGCAGCAAUGAUUAAAGCAGUUUUGUGCUUGUACAAAAUACUUUUUACACCAUUAUAGUGUGAAAGAAUCAUUUUACAUUGAUCUGGGAGCAGGUUUGUAACAUGUCAAAAAUAUGUUUGUUGAUUUCAUGUCCUUUCAAGGUACAAAUAAACCCAUAUGGGAUGUUAAGUCACCAUGAUGAACAUUUUUACUAUAAAGUCAUAAUUGGGUCUGUAAAUCAACACUCUUAUAAUGUUUAGCUUCAGGUAUGCUACAGCAGUUACCCAAGCACUCUUUUUUUACUGUGAUUUGUAGUCGAAAAUAGCCAUGUUGUGAUUCUUUAAAGGCUCUGCAUUAAUAUUAUUACAAAUUGACCUCCACAUUUUUUUAAAGCCAACAUUAAACAGAAUUGUCUACCCAUUUUUUUUCCAUAAUGCAACUUAUUUCCAAAUGGGAAAAAAUUAAACAAGAAAAA
Myxocyprinus asiaticus (Chinese sucker) is the source of this 6040-nucleotide messenger RNA. RefSeq names its product adhesion G-protein coupled receptor D2. Gene Ontology annotation, molecular function: G protein-coupled receptor activity. The coding region runs from base 142 to 3459 and encodes 1105 amino acids. Gene Ontology annotation, biological process: adenylate cyclase-activating G protein-coupled receptor signaling pathway; cell surface receptor signaling pathway. Lineage: Eukaryota; Metazoa; Chordata; Actinopteri; Cypriniformes; Catostomidae. The transcript has 25 exons. The record is from RefSeq and is a predicted model, not a curated record. Gene Ontology annotation, cellular component: membrane.